AUGUCCACAGUUAAUUACCAGGCAGUGUUAAUCCACUGGGUUGAUGGCGUCGUUGGUUAUCGGGUCUCACAUUACACUCUUACCAAUGACACAGAAGGUCUUCAGUUCGAAUCCGAAUCGACUCAUCAGCGGAAGAAGUCAGGACCUUCAUUCAAUGACAUUGGCAGGUUGAGCGACGAGCAUUCAUCUCCCAUUAGUUACGAAGAUUUUCCCAUUCACGCUCCAGCCUCCAGAUUUGAGAAACGUUCCUUGGUGCUAUGGCUUCGGGCUGCAUUUCCCCACGUCACUAUCACUAUCAAUAUCUCGGCAGCUGUGAAACGUUACUUAGAUACUGAGUACCAGGCGUCUACAUUCAUCUCCUUUGAUUUCUUGAAAAAGGAUACGCGUUAUUUUAUGGUGCUGACCGAUUCGAAGAGUUUGGAUAAGAGGCUUCAUAGGAGGACUUGGGGGAUCAGAUUUUUAACGCCAAAAGUACAGAAAAUUCUCCAAGACGAUGCCUUCGCCGAUGAACUUCGUUUUACAGAGUAUUUUCUCGAUUACAUUGACGACAUUGUGCGGGUACAACAGUAG
Molecule: messenger RNA, 570 nt
Organism: Guyanagaster necrorhizus
Lineage: Eukaryota; Fungi; Basidiomycota; Agaricomycetes; Agaricales; Physalacriaceae
Exons: 5
Coding region: 1-570 (189 amino acids)
Source: RefSeq, a predicted model, not a curated record